CUUCCUUCCCAGACUGACCUGACCUGGAUACCAUGCACAACAGCACUGCCGAAACUCCGCACGCGGCUGCGACGUGUAACGAGACUUGGCCCACCCAGCCGCCGAGCUCCGAGCUCUCACUGGGUGUGUUGGUGCUGCUGGCUUUCCUCAUGGUGCUGCUGUGUCUGGUGACCAUCCUUGGAAACAGCCUGGUGAUCCUUGCUUUUGUGAUGGACAGAAACCUCAGGCAUCGGAGCAACUAUUUCUUUCUGAAUCUUGCUGUUUCUGACUUUGCAGUGGGCACGUUCUGUAUGCCAUUGUACAUCCCUUACGCCCUGACAGGGACAUGGCACUUGGGAAGAAGCCUCUGCAAACUCUGGCUUGUCAUGGACUACCUGCUGUGCGCAGCUUCAGUGUUUAACAUCGUCCUUAUCAGCUAUGACCGUUUCCUGUCAGUUACAAAAGCUGUAUCUUACAGAGCCCAGCAGGGAAUAAUGUCCAGCCCUGCCAUCAAGAUGGUGGCCAUCUGGGUCUUAGCAUUUCUCCUGUACUGCCCAGCCAUCCUGUUUUGGGAGCUCGUGGCCGGACACAGUGUGGUAGCGGCGGAUCAGUGCUACGCGGAGUUCUUCAACAACUGGUACUUCCUCCUGUGCGCAUCCACCCUGGAGUUCUUUGUGCCGCUGCUCUUGGUGACCUACUUCAACGUGCACAUCUUCCACAACAUCCAGAGGCGCCAGCGGCGUGGCAGCGUGCAGGACUGUGAGUCUCCAAGGAGCAGCAGCCUGUCCUGGAGAUUUUGUGGCUUGCCGGGGCCAGGGGCAUUAUCUCCUUCCUCAGAAGCAGAGGACAGUGUUUCAUCUCUAACAAGGUCAUGCAGACCAGCAGUGGUGCCUAAUGGUCCAUCUCGAACAGAAACGGGUUCUACAGCUCUCAAAAGGAACUUAUCUGUUUCUUUGUGUUCAAGGACUGGAUCAAAACUCCAACGGGACAAGAAAAUAGCAAAAUCUCUUGCCAUAAUUGUCUGUGUGUUUGCCAUUUGCUGGGCCCCAUACUCUUUAUUAAUGAUUAUCCGUGGGGUCUGCCAAGGAAAGUGCAUCAGUAACUCCCUGUAUGAAGUAGCCUUUUGGCUUUUGUGGAUCAAUUCCUCUUUGAAUCCAUUUCUUUAUCCUCUCUGUCAUAUGAGGUUUCGAAUGGCUUUUCUGAAGAUAUUGUGUCCUAAAAAGUUUGCAACAUUGAGAUCUGGUAACACACGUUCUUUUUAGAGAGGUGAAAGAAACGUCUUACAGAUAAGGUUCCUCUGUUAAUUUUUUGUAUCUUUUCAUAUGCAUCAUUGGCAUAAAUAGAGGAAAUAAUAUUUGUUUACUAAUGACAUUAAGAGUGCAGCAGAGUUAUGUUGUUGCCCUUGUAUUGCUAAUUUUCAGGAUCUCAUUUUUGGUUCUGCUGAUA
This is a messenger RNA of Hirundo rustica (Barn swallow), 1425 nucleotides long. Its product is annotated as histamine H3 receptor-like. The record is from RefSeq and is a predicted model, not a curated record. Gene Ontology annotation, molecular function: histamine receptor activity. Bases 33 to 1241 code for a protein of 402 amino acids. The transcript is spliced from 3 exons. Gene Ontology annotation, cellular component: membrane. Gene Ontology annotation, biological process: adenylate cyclase-activating adrenergic receptor signaling pathway. Lineage: Eukaryota; Metazoa; Chordata; Aves; Passeriformes; Hirundinidae.